This is a messenger RNA of Podospora pseudopauciseta, 2724 nucleotides long. RefSeq lists its product as uncharacterized. Gene Ontology annotation, biological process: peptidyl-threonine phosphorylation; peptidyl-serine phosphorylation. Gene Ontology annotation, molecular function: protein serine/threonine kinase activity; ATP binding. The coding region runs from base 249 to 2651 and encodes 800 amino acids. The record is from RefSeq and is a predicted model, not a curated record. NCBI's taxonomy places the organism in Eukaryota, Fungi, Ascomycota, Sordariomycetes, Sordariales, Podosporaceae. The transcript is spliced from 3 exons.
CGAGUUUUCACCCCAGUUCAACCCAUUCAACGCACAUGAUUGGUCUCUGCUGCACACCAAUGAGCGACUCAAAAUGCCUAGCAAAUUUCAGGGGAAUGGUUUUCACGAGGCUCUGUCGUGGGUUGGUCCUUACCUACCUUAGACAACAAUGGAAUUGAGCGUCAAAAUGGACAGGAAAUGUCUUGAUAUUCCCUCGAUAUCAAGUGCAUUCCAACAAUUACCGUGACAGGCGACUACGACUGCCCACCAUGAAACCUCAGACACCGGUAUUCAACAUGAAGGUCGACAACUCGAACAUGGAAUCUGAAGCUGCAUCACCCUCUGCCAAGACUCUUUCUCCAAGCAUUCAUCAAGCCUCUAGUCUCGCUUCCUCGGGGUACCACACCAGACAGUCGCCGCAUACGUCUGCAAACGAUGGCUCCAGAGACCAGAGCGAUCUUGCAACAGAAUACUCUGACACCGAGUCCAGCUCAGGCAGCAGUCUCGUAUCAUCAGAAGAAGAACACCUCCAGGAUAGAUCUAGGCGUCCUGUUGAACUUGGAGUUGGACUCGAUACACUAGUCACCAGUGAGCUGGAUCGGAAGGGUAUCAUCGACGAGUCAGACUCUGAGUUGUGGAAGGUGGAAGAGCGGACACCUUCAAGCGGCCGGAAAUCACCCAGAGUCAACUACACAGCUCGUGCACCAUUCCGGGGGGACGGUGGCGUACCAAUAGUAGAUCUACACCACAAACCGGCCCAUGAAGUCGAACCGAGCGAGAUCACAGAUCUUGGUAACGGCCAAUACAUGCGCGAUCCAGAUAGGAAAUCUCGGUUUCUCCAGCGGCGAAAAAGUCGCAACCAUACCAAAGACAGGAAGUCGCUCCAAACACAACUUUUUCAGUCUCUCCACCCGCUUGAUGACGAAGAGAAAGAGAAAGGGUUCAUACCUAUUGAUCUGUUACCUCUGCUCAUCACCGAAGAAUCUGUCUACAAGGAACUAUCAGGUCCCCUCCGAGAGACCCAUGAUGAGAAAACCAUCCGGAGAUACGCGCGCAAGAUUUGUGCCGAGACAACCGAGAAUUCUAUAGAGGGCGACAAGCCCAAAACAAAGACCAUAACGUUUCGUAAAAUCUUUGCGAUCCUGGUCCUUGUCGAGAAGUCUUCUUCUAUCACCAAGUUCCUCAAAGAAAACAUCAACGACUCGGAUUUGCCCUUGGUCAGAGUCAGCAACCCAACGAGACCUGGCGAAUACGAUUUACGUUGUUCGAGGGAGCGGGACAAACAGCUCAAGUGUUUCCGAGGGAGCUGGUCGCCUCUACAGAUUCGGAAUUUCGCAUCGUGGCAAUUCGUCACUCUGGCCCCUUUUUUCGCCAAAAGCGAGCUGUACAAGGAAGUCGAGCACUAUGUUCUACAAGACGGGAUCAUCAUGCCUUUUCUGACGGACCCGAACAAGCAAGCCAUAUCCAACGAUCCCUUUGUCGAUAGUCAGCAGGAAGAGCUGUUGGGUGGUGGAGGUCGGGUGUUCAGGGCCAUCCUUCACCCUGAUCAUCAUAGCUUUCACAAGAGUUUCAAGUGUCCUCGAGAACCAUCAUGCAUCUGCACCUUCGCCAUCAAACGUCUCCAUUCCCAAAAUAAAGAUCACUUCAAAAGAGAAGUUGACAUGCUGAAGAAGUUCAGCAACUUUGCACACCCACAUCUCAUAUCCCUACUAGCCACCUAUGAACAGCGAAACAGUUUCUUCCUGAUCUUCCCCUGCGCCAAAUCCGACCUACUUUCUUACUGGGAAAAGUUCGAGGCCAGCCCAAAAAUGGACCACGGCACUGUGAAAUGGGUGGCACAUCAGUGCAAAGGAAUUGCAAGCGGUGUGUUGAAGAUUCACGAGUAUUCAAGCACCAACUCAAAGCUGGGCAACACCCUGAAGCCAGGUCCACGGGAACCAUUUGGCCAUCAUGGGGACAUCAAGCCACAGAAUGUGCUGGUCUUUUUAGACAAUGCUCAAGAUGGCCCAACUCAGAAUCAUUGUUCCACAUGGAAGAGUCGAGGUACCCUCAAGCUCACAGACUUUGGCCUGGCUUCCACAUCUUCUCAUCGCACCAUAUCCCGAAAGCCACUCUCUCAUGUCGGAAUGACCUACAACUAUCGAGCACCCGAGUGCGAUCUUCCUUCCAACCAAGAUCCAAAAGGCCGCCAGUACGAUAUGUGGACGCUUGGAUGUUUGUACCUAGAGUUUGUCACUUGGCUCAUGGGAGGGAAAAAGCUCCUCGACGAAUUCACACAGCUUAGAGCAGGGCCCUUUAGCGCUGAAAGUCUGAAGCACAGAACAAAACUGGACAUCUUGUACGGUGGUGGUCUCAUUCCACCUGAGAUCACCAGCGAUGCCUUCUUCAUGAUCGAGGAGGACCACAGCAUGGAAGGGCAGAAAAGAGGGGGUCUCAAGGGAAUAGUCAAGCCGGCUGUCACCGAGUUCAUCAAGAGACUACACGCCAACCCAGCAUGCACCGGGUUUUUGCAUGAUUUCUUGGAUAUGAUACAAGAUGGACUACUGGUCGUCAAGCAGUGCGACCCAGGGAAGCUGGACAGGUACGAGAUUCAGCAGGUCUACGGCAAGCUCAGCAAGAUGGAGCAGGAGUGUGAGAAGUGGGAGUACAGCUGCGGACCAGCGUCGAGGUGAUGGGGGGGCAAAUCAGCAAGUGCAAAGGAUCAAUGGGUAAUAACAUUUAUCUGAUAAUAAUCAUUCUUUCCAA